Molecule: messenger RNA, 834 nt
Organism: Vidua chalybeata
Lineage: Eukaryota; Metazoa; Chordata; Aves; Passeriformes; Viduidae
Gene: ANKRD49
Product: ankyrin repeat domain 49
Exons: 3
Coding region: 107-823 (238 amino acids)
Molecular function (GO): protein binding
Source: RefSeq, a predicted model, not a curated record
CCGGGCUGCUCUCCAGACCCUUUGUUAGUAAAGUGAGCAGCUUUUCGAGUGCACUCAGCAAACCCCCGCGCAGUGUUGCACUGCAGUCUGAAGAUGCUGACUGAAAAUGAAUAAAGACAAGCAAGCUGAUGAAGAUGAUGAUGACAGCGACCUGUUUGAAGACUUCACAGAGCAUUUUAACCAACUUGAACUGCUGGAGACACACAGGCAUUUGAUUCCUGUAGGAACUCAGAGCUGUUGGUCAGGACAGUCUGAUGAUGAUGAUGAUGAGCAAGAAAGAACAGAGGAAUGGUACGAAAUGCAAGAAAAGAAAAUGGAAAAACAUCCAGAGAAAUUGCUACUCUGGGCAGCUGAAAACAAUCGGCUGAGUACCGUGAAGAGGCUCCUGACGGAAAAGCUGGCUCCAGUGAACGCUCGUGAUGAAGAUCAAUACACUCCUCUCCAUCGAGCUGCCUACAGCGGGCACUUGGAUGUUGCACACGAGUUGGUGGCUCAAGGGGCCGACGUCCACGCGCAGACCGUGGAUGGCUGGACACCCCUGCACAGUGCCUGUAAGUGGAACAACACCACAGUGGCCGCGUUCCUGCUUCAGCAGGGCGCAGACAUCAACGCGCAGACAAAUGGUCUGCUGACACCCCUGCACAUUGCUGCAGGGAACAAAAACAGCAGGGAAACCCUUGAGCUCCUGCUGAUGAAUCGCUAUGUGAAGCCAGACUUGAAAAACAACUUGGAUGAAACUGCCCUUGACAUUGCAAGGAGGACUGAUAUAUAUCACUACCUUUUUGAAAUAGUAGACGACUGCAUAAACACUGUGUCCCCAUAAAAGCUUGUGAA